Messenger RNA from Angiostrongylus costaricensis, 1923 nucleotides. NCBI's taxonomy places the organism in Eukaryota, Metazoa, Nematoda, Chromadorea, Rhabditida, Metastrongylidae. The record is from the annotation of a GenBank genome assembly.
AUGUGGGGUGCAGUUGUUUUCGGCUGCAUGGGAUUCUAUGGAAUGCUCAUUAUUCGUUAUGGGCUCGAGGAGCAAAACUCUAAUUACCGAGAGAAAUUACUAAAAACGAUUCGAGAACGUGAUCAGAGUGAUGAGCUUCUACGUAACAUGCGAGAUACACAAAAAAAAGAGACAUUCGAAUUGGAGAAACGGCUCCGUGACUAUGAAACUCAACUGAAAGCUGUGCAGGAUCGUGCUUCAGCUCAGGAGACCCAUUACAAUAUUACAAUAAAGGAUCUUUCACUGAAGUAUAAGAACUCAGUUAGUCAGUUGACCAAAAAAUUGGACAUAUCCGAAAAGGAAAAGAACGAUGCCGUUGUAAAGUACGCGACAAGAGAGGCAGAAAUAAUGCGAAUACGGGGCGACAUCCAAAAGAAAGAACAGGAACUGGUCGAGUGCCAAAAGGCGAAGGAAGAGUUGAAACACUGUCAAAGUCAAGAGAGUCUGGAGCAGCUGGAAAAAACAAAUAGCAGCCUGCGGGUAGAGUUGGAGAACGCUAAACACGAAAAAUUUGAUUUGGAGAACAAAUUAAAAUUGGCAGAAAAGCGAGUAGAAGCUAGCAACGCAUCGAUAGCCGAACUAAAGCAGCAAGGUGAUGUGCUUAGGAAACAACUCAUUCAGCUGAAAGAAGAAAAGGUUCAGCUUCAAGGGGAAAAUAGGCAGCUCUCACUAAAAACGCAAAUACAAGAAUCGCGUCGUGUAAACCAAGCUGAAGAGUUGAAUAAAUGUCAGCAAUUAGUAGAACAACAGCUAGCUGAGGCGAAUUUGAACUGCUCUCGUCUGAUUGAUUCCAAUCGCCAAGUCACCGCUGAAUUAGACGAAGUGAAGAGAGAAAAUCUUGAUCUUCUCAACAAACUGCAAAGUUUCGAGGAUAAGCUUUCACUAGAAGAGAAGGCUAAUAGAAAAGCAUCGGUCGAACUUUGGCGUCUACAAGGGAUUGAAGAACAGAUAGUGAGCAGUCAGAAAAUAGCGGAACAAGCUAGGCUUGAUAAAGAACAAGCCAUUGCCGAAAAAGAAGCUGAAGAAUGUCGUUUGCAAGCUGAGAGGAUGUUGGCCAUCACAGAACAACUGACAGAACGAAAUAGUCAGCUUGUAAGUGAGAUUGCUACGGAGAGAGAAAAGAAUUGUCAACUGGAGCAAAAACUUAUUACAACUGAGGGUUCGCUGAAUCGUGCUCUUUUGAAACUCUCUGAAAGAGAGUUGAAAUUCGAAGUGUCGAGUCUUCGAAAGCAAGUGGACGCAACAACUCCGUUAGCCCCGCUGAAUUCAAAUGAUUCGGUCGCAAGUACGAGCUCGCGGUCGAGAGCCAGUUCGUUGAACAGCAUUGAUAGAAUAACGACCUUGUCACGCGACGACGAGAAUUCUCAUUCAGGGCAGACUGUAUCAAGUGAACCUAGCACGUUUCAGCAAGUAAUGAUAGACAAGAUUAUUGCGUUGCAAAAAAAGCUCGCCAGAAGAAACGAUAAAAUAGAGUUCCUAGAGGAGCACGUGCGAUGUUGUCUGGAGGAAUUACAGAAGAAGACAAGAAUAAUUCAACAUUACGCACUUCGUGAGGAAGCUUCUCUAUUACUGCCUUCCAAUGGAUCCCUUGAGCAGGUCUGUACAUUGUCUUCUUUGUCGGUUUUAUUCAAUGUCCCUCUAGCAAGAAAAGGUACUUCCUAUUCUUUAAUGGGGUCGAUUUUUGCCGGAGGUAACGAUAAGAAGUCGCUGCAACUAGCCACAGAAGUGAAUUCCCGACUUCAGUCGGUAUUAGAGGACGCGUUAAUGAAAAAUAUAACACUAAAGGGUUCCGUAGACUCACUAAGCAACGAGGUAUCGCGGUUAUCACGGGAGAAUCGACAACUCACAUUAGCCCAUAGUCGGUGUACUGAGCAAUGCCCAUGA